AUGGCCCGUGAGUUCUGCAGCACGUUACGGGCAUUGCCCAUUCGUUCGCCCGGCGACCAUUCGUACACCUUGCGCGCUCUGCCACACAUUGCAAAUGCUCAUGAAUGGCUUCUGCUACCGCCCUUCUCCCCCUCACUUCAUCUGCUGGCAGCAUGCGUGCUGGCGCUGCUGGCAGCAGCAGUGGCCAACGCAGGGGGCGUGGGGGGAGGCGGUCUCUUCGUGCCGCUUUUCAACCUGCUGCUAGGAUACGACGCCAAGUCCGCCACUGCCCUCUCCAAAGCCAUCAUCAACCCUCUUCGUUCAACCCCGUCACCCCUCCCUAUACCCCUGUCCCUCCCCUCUCUCCACCCCCCCGGCCCCAUCUAUCCCCCACCCUCCCUCUCCCCACCCAACCUCCCAAUCCCCCUCCGCAUGUUCGCUAUUCCCCAUCUCCUCCCACUCCCCACCUCCUCCCAAUACACCCCCAAUACCCAUCUCCUCCCAAUACCCAUUUCCUCCAAUACCCUUUUUCUGGCAGCCAUGAUCAUGGGCGGAGCGAUCGCAAGUGCAUGCUUCAACCUGCCCUUGCAGCAUCCCUUCCAUCCCCACCUCCCCCUCAUUGACUUCCGCAUGGCAGGGAAGGCGGCGCAGAGGGCAGUGGCAAUGAUGGUGACAGAGGCGCACAUGGCAGCAGUGUGCCUGCACGGCUCAUACGGCGCGCACCACACCACACCCCUCUCUCUCACCAUUCCCUGGCUGGUGCGCUCUGCCUGUAGCUACACAGUCGUUCUGGUGGCCUGUGCUGGUAAGAGCAGCGUGCGCAUCUCAGCACCUAAGAACCAACAACCUGGUGGUUGCUGUGUGCAUGCAGGCACAUGCUGCUGCCAUGCUGCGUGUGAGGAGGGGUACCCAGGGAGUGCUGAUUACGGAGGUGUGGAGUCCGAAACGGGCAAGGGCAAGCGCCACCGCACAUGGUCUGCAGGGCAUGUCUUGAAACCCUUUGUUUUCCGCUUUGCCUGUGGCGCCACCGCACGCCUGUCGGCCUGUGAUGUGGAGUGUGUGUGGGAGAUGGUAGCGGUGUGGUCUGCCUUUGUGGCGCUGCAAGUGGCCAAGACUCGCGUCGCUGCAUGCUCCGCUGUGUACUGGCUGCUAGACUUGCUCCAGCUUCCAGUCGCCCUGGUAGCCACAGCAGCAGUUUCUGCACGGAGGGACUUCGCCCCUUCCCUUCCUCACUCCCACUCCCACUGCCACCAGCAUCAUAGCACCCCUCCCUUACACACAACCUAUGCCCAUGAGCACCACCAACCCACUCCCACCUCCUGCUCCCCUUGCCAACCCUCCACAAACGCACCCACUCCCUCCCCUGCCUCCUCCCCCGUUUCUCCACUCCUCGCAUCCCUCUCAACCCCUGGAUACUCCACCUUCCAUUCCCCACCGCCAUAUCCUCCUCACAUGCAAGCCGCCUGGAGCCAUGGCAGCAGCAUCGCCCACACCGCUUACACCCACACUCGCAGCAACAGCAGCGGCAGCAGCAGCAGCGUGUGGGGGGCAGGGGCCGGAGCGUGGGGGAGGGAGGUCUGGGUGUAUCCGCUGUCAGCGCUGCUCGCAGGGUGCAUGGGAGGCCUGCUGGGAGUGGGUGGAGGCAUGGUCAUGGGACCCGUGCUGCUGGAACUAGGCAUGCUGCCGCAGGUUUCCUCUGCUACAUCCUCAUUCAUAGUGCUCUUCUCCUCCUCCCUCUCAGUCCUCGAGUUCUACCUACUCGGUCGCAUCCCCAUCCCACCGGCGCUCCUCUUCUCUCUCAUAGCAGCGCUAGCAGCCCUGCUAGGCCUGUCCACCAUCCGAGCCCUGGUGGUGCGCUCCGGCCGCACGUCUCUCAUCGUGCUCUUCCUCUCGCUUGUGAUAGCAGCCAGUGCCGUGCUGCUAGGGGCGCUAGGGGUCAUGAGGAUACGCAGCGACUGGGAGUCGGGUGCACCGAUGGGCUUCAGAGCGUUCUGUGGUGAAACCUGGUGA
Molecule: messenger RNA, 1989 nt
Organism: Closterium sp. NIES-65
Lineage: Eukaryota; Viridiplantae; Streptophyta; Zygnematophyceae; Desmidiales; Closteriaceae
Source: the annotation of a GenBank genome assembly